Molecule: messenger RNA, 1677 nt
Organism: Tachyglossus aculeatus (Australian echidna)
Lineage: Eukaryota; Metazoa; Chordata; Mammalia; Monotremata; Tachyglossidae
Product: butyrophilin subfamily 1 member A1-like
Exons: 9
Coding region: 1-1677 (558 amino acids)
Biological process (GO): regulation of cytokine production; T cell receptor signaling pathway
Cellular component (GO): external side of plasma membrane
Molecular function (GO): signaling receptor binding
Source: RefSeq, a predicted model, not a curated record
AUGGAGACUCAGGUGGGUGGAAUCGAGGGUGGCGUGUGUUCAGGUGGGCUGGUGCCUAUGCAGCACCACCUUUCCCAUGUCCUCCAAGCUUCCCAGCAUCUGCCUGACCCACCUCUGGGGUCUUCCAAAGCAGCUUUGAUGGAGGACUCCUCUCUGCCCAGCCCGGUGCUCUUUCUCCUCAUCCUCCAGGUCUUCCCCUGGAGCUCAGCCCUUUCUCCAGGGGAGUUCAAGGUGAUGGGACCCACGGAGCCCAUACUGGCCUGGGUUGGGGAAGAAGCCCAAUUUUCUUGUCAGCUCACCCCUUUGGUGGAUGCUAAAGAUAUGCUGGUGAAAUGGUACCGGGGAGACUCCACCCGACUGGUUCAUGUGUACCAUGAGGGCAGGACGCUAAAUGACGAGGUGAUGCCGGAAUACCAAAACCGGACCAAGAUGGAGGAAAGAGCCCUCUCCGAUGGGAUCCUCCUCCUCACAGUGAACAACGUGCGGCCCUCCGACCAAGGGGAUUACACGUGCAGCGUGGACGGCAGCACGAAUCAAAAAGGCUUUACUAUCCGGCUCAAUGUCGCAGCCAUGGGCUCGGACCCUCAGAUCUCAGUGGAGGGCCAUGUGGAUGGAAGGAUUCUGCUGGAAUGCAAGUCGGAAGGAUGGUACCCAGAGCCUGAAGUGCAGUGGAAAGACAACGCUGGAAACAAUUUGCUGUCAUCCUCUGAGUCCACAGAUCAGGGGGAAGACAAGCUGUUUUGGAAGAAGGCGUCUUUGCUCAUCACUGAAAAGGAUGAAAGGAAUUUGUCAUGCCUUUUCUGGAACCCCAUUUUGGGGCAGAAAUUGGAUUCAAAGAUUCAUGUAGCUGAUUUCCUGUUCCUGAAGAGGUCCCCAUGGUCCAUCAUUCUGGGCGUGCUCCUGACGGUUCUGAUCCUUCUCAUUGGCUUAGCUCAGUGCUUCCUCUGGAGUCAUAACAAGUUGCAAAUUUCCAAAACACCUACAGCUGAUAUAGGCUGGAGACGAUUGCAUGCAGUCAUGUUGACACUGGAUCCAGACACAGCCCAUCCGCAACUGGAACUGUCUAACGACCAUCACACGAUGAUCCUGACACAAACAUGGCGGGAUGUGCCCAGAGGGCACAGGAGAUUUAAUGUCACACCCGCUGUGUUGGGCUCUCCGAGCUUCACCUCGGGGAGACGUUACUGGGAGGUGGAGGUGGGAGAUGGAGCCCAGUGGAUUCUAGGAGUCUGCAGGGAAGGGGCAAACAUGCAGGGAAAGGUAUCAUUCAACCCCCAGAAUGGCUACUGGGCCAUGUGGCUGAAGAAAGGAAAUGGAAACUGGAUCCUGGAGUCCCCCUUUUCCCUCCUUCCCCUCGUGAAGCCCCCACAAUGUGUGGGCAUCUUCUUGGACUACAGUUCUGGGCUCCUCUCAUUUUACAGCACCACAGACAUGGUCCACCUCUACACUUUUCCCCACACCCUCUUCCACGAGCACCUUUUCCCAUUCUUUAGUCUCUGUGCAAAUCCAGAAGGAGAAAGCCCAGCUUCUCUGACAGUCUGCCCAAUAGAAGUUAACCCCACGGGGGUCCCCAAAGAGGCUCCUCAGAAGCCACCGAGAUCCCUGGAGGGUCCUGGCUCGAUCCCGGGAGAGAGCGACGCUCUCCUGGGGAGACCUUCAUCAUUUCUCCCAGUGUAA